Messenger RNA from Canariomyces notabilis, 5936 nucleotides. RefSeq lists its product as uncharacterized. Gene Ontology annotation, molecular function: RNA binding; structural constituent of nuclear pore. Gene Ontology annotation, cellular component: nuclear pore cytoplasmic filaments; nuclear pore. Gene Ontology annotation, biological process: telomere tethering at nuclear periphery; post-transcriptional tethering of RNA polymerase II gene DNA at nuclear periphery; protein import into nucleus. The record is from RefSeq and is a predicted model, not a curated record. The coding region runs from base 293 to 5692 and encodes 1799 amino acids. The transcript has 3 exons. Lineage: Eukaryota; Fungi; Ascomycota; Sordariomycetes; Sordariales; Chaetomiaceae.
CCAUCCGGCAAUUCAUCGCGCCUUUCGCUGCGAAAGGGAAAACAACACGGUGCAAUUCCAGUCCGAAGUCAUCGUUUUCGCAAUCUUUGCGACCGGUGCUGGAAAAGCCCUAGGUUUAUUUUCUACUUUUCCGGUUGCUGGCAAUUUUCAACAGCAGCAACCCGACAAACUGCACCUUUUCACGCGUUAAGGCUUGAGGGCCUCGCGCCUUUUUCUCUCCUCGUCUGACAUCGCGGCAUCUCGUCAUCUCCCAACUACCUUUUGUUCUUCUCUUUUCCCAGCAUCGCCCAUCAUGUCUUUCGGUUUCGGUAGCGGUGGCUUCGGCCAGCAGAAUAAUAAUCAGUCAACGUUCGGUGGAUUCGGUACGAAUACCAACACGAAUACCAGCUUUGGAUCGACCGGCUCAACUGCCUUCGGUUCGACGACUACUCCAGCAGCUGGCGGCGGCCUUUUUGGCGGCGGUGGUGGAGGCGCCUUUGGCUCGAACACGUCGGGCGGGUUCGGCUCUGGAGCGUUCGGGAGCAAACCAGCAUUUGGCACUCCCGCCACUACCACCAGCGCGCCGUCUCUAUUUGGCUCGACGACUGCCACAACGGGCGGCUCGGGAUUCGGAGGCGGCGGCUUCGGCACCAACACCAGCACUACUACGCCCUUUGGCGGCGGCAGCACGUCGCUCUUCGGAGGAAAUAAACCUGCUACGACCGGCUUUGGCACCGGGACAUCGGCAUUUGGCGGCGGUGGCAGCGGUGGCCUCUUUGGUACCGCCGGGAACACUGGAACCGCAGCAACCCCGUUCGGUGCCAACAACAAUCCAGGUAUCGGGGUCAACGUCGGAGAUCCGCCGGGUACUGCUAUUGUUCCCUUCUCACCAACCGUGGAGAAGGAACCGAACAACGCUUCCCAGAGCAACUCCUUCCAGAACAUCCUGUUCAUGGAUGCCUACAAGAAGUGGUCCGCCGAUGAGUUGAGACUCGCUGAUUACAACCAAGGCCGGAAGUCUGGUGGUACGGGUGGCACAGGAGCAUUUGGCAGCUCCGGGUUCGGCACUGGUGGCUUCGGUACGAACACGGCCAACACGGGUUUCGGGGCGAACACCGGAGGAGGCCUGUUUGGAUCUACUCAGCCGACAACGACUGGGUUUGGUGCAACAAACACCGCUACCACAGGCGGGUUUGGCUCUAGUAGUGGUGGUCUUUUCGGUGCCAACAAGCCCGCAACUGGCGGGCUGUUCGGAACCACCAACACUCAGCCGAGCCAGGGCACUGGGCUCUUCGGCGGCGGUACAGGGUUCGGAUCUACAAGUAAUACCGGUACCAGUGCAUUCGGCUCCGCCACCGCCAACACAGGUGGUGGCCUCUUCGGAAGCGCGAACACCGCGGCAAACAAGCCCGCCGGAUUCAGCUUUGGCAACACCGGCGGUGGCGGAGGCGCCUUUGGCACCACAUCCACGACACCCGCUUUUGGAACCAACACCACUACCACAACCACUGGCGGCGGUUUGUUUGGGAAUACAGCCCAAACAGGCAACACCGGCGGCUCUCUUUUCGGAGGUAAUCAACAGCAGCCCUCAAGCACGGGCUUUGGUGGUGGCGGGUUCGGAGCCCAGACUCAGAACACUGGAUCUAGCUUGUUUGGCGGCCAACAGAAGCCAGGUGGUCUCUUCGGGUCGACGAACAACACAGGCGGUGGCAGUCUCUUCGGAAACACGGGCACAACCACUUCGACUCCCUUUGGAGGUUCCAAUACGAAUCAGCCCGCAGCCGGGGGCCUGUUUGGCCAGAAACCGGCAGGCACAGGCACAGGGCUGUUCGGCGGUGGCACGACUGGUCAAACCGGUACCACCGGUGGCGGUCUCUUCAGCAAUCUUGGAACCAACACGCAGAAUCAACAGCCUGCGCAGGGAUCGCUGUUCGGCGGCCUAAACCAAAAUAACCAGGCCAAACCUUCACUUUUUGGCGGUACGAGCAACACAGGUGGUGGCCUUUUCGGCGGCCAGACCAGUCAACCCCAGGGCGGUGGACUGUUUGGCACGUCAACCACUCAGCAGCAGCCCCAAACGGGCACCUUGGGCAACUCUCUUUUUGGUGCCUCGCAAGGCCAGCAGGCUCCUCAGCAGUCCUUCUCCACAAGUAUCAACGACAUCUCGGCCUAUGGCGCUUCCACCCUCUUCUCAGGCCUACCGGAAGAUAAGAUUCAGAAUCCCGGCCCUCUUGCUACCCCACUUUCUGGCACAUCCAAGGUUAAGAGCCGAUCCAUCUUGCCCAUGUACAAGCUCAGCCCCGCCAAUGCCUCCCGCUUCGUCACUCCUCAGAAGAGAGGUUAUGGAUUCUCAGUCAGCGCAUACGGUUCCCCUGCCACUCCGCCUAGCAUUUCCAGCACACCCGGAGGGCUCGGACAGAGUCUCCUGGCCGGCAGCAUUAACCGUGGUCUCAGCAAAAGCAUCUCGGCCAGCAACCUCCGGCGGAGCUUCAACGUGGAGGAUAGCAUCCUUCAGCCGGGCGCCUUCUCUGCUGGCUCUAGCAUGCGUCUCAUUGGAAACGGGAAUGGCCACAAGAAAUUGAUCAUCAACAAGGAUAUGCGGAGCGACCUGUUUUCUUCGCCCGGAAAGGAUAAGCAAGUUCAGGAGGACGCAAACGGUGCACGGAAAGUAGUGGCCAAGCGCGUUAGUUUCGACACCAGCACAAGUGAGACUCCUAAUCGCGAAGCGGAGCAACCAUCCAAUGAAAAUGGCUCCACCACUAACGACCUCGGCUACCUGAAGCCAAACGGCCGUCCAAGUCCUAAUGGCGUGAAUGGGACGAAAUCCGCCUUUGUCGAUGGCCCUCCUGAGAUGGAGCAGGCUAAGGGCAAUGAGCUUGCCAUUGUUCAUGAGGAAGAGUCGCCCAAGGCUGUGCGGACCGAGACUCCGUCCGGAUCCGCAGUCGAGGCGGGCUCGUAUUGGAUGUCGCCCACCGCCGACGAGAUUCGCGCCAUGAACCGGAUGCAGCGCCAGAAAGUAUCAAACUUCGUGGUCGGCCGUGAGAAUGUUGGCAGUGUCUCUUUCAAAGUCCCAGUCGAUCUCAGCAAUAUCAACCUUGAUGAGCUGUUCGACAAUAUCGUCGUCCUCCAGCCUCGGUCGGCCACUGUAUAUCCGGUAUCGGCAAAGAAGCCUCCUGUUGGAAAAGGGCUGAACGUUCCUGCGCAGAUUUCUUUGGAGCGCUCUUAUCCUCGGGAAGGCCGCCGGCUUGAGCGACACAUUGCCAAGCUUGCCGCGAUGCCCGGCACGACCUUCGAGAGUUACGACAAGGACACCGGUGUCUGGACCUUCUCUGUGGAGCACUUCACGACGUACGGUUUAGCUGACGACGACGAUGACGAUGACGAGAUUGACGAGCCUAUCCGUCCUGCGGUCCAAAGCCCGACCAUUACUAAGGAUUCUACAUCGACGGCGGACCCAGAUGACACUUUCGAGUUCAGGCGCAGCCGGCGCGCCCUUCCCGGCGCUUUCGAUGACGCCGCGCUGUCGGACAAUGAGGAGGUUGAGGAUACCGCUCAACGCCAGGGUACGCUGUCUCCUGAACCCCAGGAGGCUGAUGCCCCCUUACCAUCACGGGAGUGGCCCGAAGAUGAAAGCAUGGCUGACGGACCCGAUGAAUACCAGCUCGAAGCCUUUGAACAGGCAUCCCAACAGGGAUCAGUCGAAGAGCAGGACGAGCUUCUGCUCUCCCGGUUUGCCGACAACGACACCCAGAUCCCUGCUGGAAUCAUGAGGGCGCGCAUGCGGGCCGUCAAGAAGUCGACAGCGCCAACGAAAAUCGAAGUAACCGGUGGAGAUGAUUGGACACAGAUUCUGCAAGCGAGCGUGCGAGCGCCAAGGACAGUGGAUCGUUCGACGCUACGGGCGCUCAACGAGUCGGGAGCUGUUUGGGACAUGAAGGAUCGCGGUAGUCCCGCCCCGCAGAAGAAUGCCCCUGUGGCCGAUGGGACGGGUUUCGCAACGAGUAUCGAUUUGAUGAAGUCAUUGUUUGAGCAGGCAAAGGGUCCGACAAAGUCUUUGCAGGCAGCGCCAGCAAAGGGUUUCGUAAAGUGGCCUUACCAGCAGCGUCCCAAGGUUGAUACAGACGAGGGCCCUUUGGUUUCAAGACCCAACUGGGGCCCUGAUGAAUUGCUCGUUACUACACAGCGUGGCGAGCCAAGCCUACAGCCCGUCGACGGCGACUUGCCUGCAGCAGGCGAGUCGGCGGGAUCCCCACAAACCCUCUCUCGACUUCAGCAUUACAUUGAGAUUACUUCUGGGAAGGGGGAUCAACAAUCGGUCUCCGGUCCUGACUUCCGCGACCUUGCCCAGGGAGAUUCUGAAUGGGAGUUAGCUUCCCUUCUUUUUGACGACGAUGGUCAUAAUUUGCCCGCUUUUUGGAAGCGGUUGGUAUCCGAGGCCACGGAGAAGGCGCUCGCUCAGGAGCUAGGACUUGAAGAGAAGGCUGUUAUCUGCCUAGCCGGUAAUCGCGUGGCCGAUGCCUGUGGUCACUUACUCGCCGCUGGCAAUUAUCGGCUUGCCACACUUGUCGCCAGUAUCGGGUCUCAGAACAAGGACAUUCGAGCUCAGCUCAAGGACUGGCGAGAGUCGAAUGUUUUAGCCGAAUUUUCGGAGCCAAUCCGGGCCAUCUAUGAGCUUCUUGCUGGCAAUGCUUGUGUCUGCGCGGGCAUCAAGGGCGUUCCUAUCGAGAACCGCGUAAACUCGUUCACCAUUUCGCAGCGCUUCGGUUUGGAUUGGAUGCUGUCUUUCGGUCUCCGCCUGUUUUACACCACCGGCAGCACCCCGGACGUUGCGGAAGCGGUUCGUUCUUUUCAGUCCGACAUUGAGCAAGACAGAGAGCCUGAGCCCCACAGCGCUCUGUGGUCACUCCUCAAGGCCUUUGCCAACCGCCAGUUUGACUGGUCCGAUGCUCGACUUGGCUGGUUAAUGACCAGGGCCAUCUAUGCAAGCGGCAAAGUCUCCUUCGGAGAGGACGCUGUUGAGAAGCUUGAUAUGGCGUCUCUGUCUUUUGCUUCGGCGCUCACGGCGCAGUCGCAUUGGGUCCCAGCAACUUUUGUACUGCUCCAAUUGUCGGAUGCCGCCUCGCGCGAGGCUGCCGUUCGUGACCAUCUUGGGCGCCAUGCUCACCGCAUCGGUGCCGCCCGCAACCCCGGAAGCGCGUUCUCCUCGCUUCGCAAGUUUGGCGUCCCUGAGGCGUGGAUUUGGGAGGCCAAGGCUCUGGACUUCCGGUCCCGCCAAGACGCCCAGCAUGAGUUCCUGUCGCUCAUGUGGGCGCAGAAUUAUGCCGAGGCUAACCAGGCCUUUGUUAGCCGGGUCGGCCCUGACCUGGUCAUCGAGCGUGACUUUCAGCGGCUUUACCAGUUCGCCCAGUUGCUCUUUAGGGUCAGGAAGAAGCUGCCCGAUUGGGACCGUGGCGCCGCCGUGUACCUGCUCUAUCCGAUGGCGCGCCUGCAGAACCGGCACCAGGAGCUGGACCGGUUCGAUAGCCAGCUCUUUGACGGCCUCGCGACGCUGCGGGCGGCUGCGCACGGUGAUAUACGCCAGGAGGCGGCGAUUGCGGACAUGGCGGAGGAGUUGAUCAAGUGCAGGGGUGGGGAUCCGAGAUUGUUUCGAUUGCUGCCGGAGGAUAUCAGGGGAAAGUAUAUGCGGGCUCGGGCGCUGGAUAGCAUCCUUUGAUGAGCGCCUGGCCAGUUAGGGGGUUACACCAGACAUGGGAGGACAAGGUGGAUGGCGAAGACUGUACCACAGGGGAGAAUGUUCUUCUCGGGGAUCGGGAAGGCUUAGGCACACAUUGGCCCGCUUGCAUUGUCUGCGUGGGCUUCGGAGGAUAAUGAUGAUGACCGUGGCCGCAGAAACGGGAAAUUGCACGUAGCUUGUUAGGUAGAUUCGACUAGACAAUUCACGAGGUUGUCAGCGUGUG